AUGGCUGAGAAGACUGAGCAAAAGAAAGCACCAAGCUCUUUAGAGAACCUGACGUGUCCACUAUGUCUUGAUUUCUUCUACGAGGCAACCAUCCUGACUUCAUGCGGACACACCUUCUGUCGGAAAUGUCUCAAGAACUAUGACCUUUCCCACCAGGAUCGCGAUCACAUGAUCUGUCCUCUUUGCAGGAAGAUCACCAAGUUGUCUGCGAACCGUGUUGAUGGUUGGAUGAACGCUGUCCUUGAGAUGAGUCCAAAAUGCACUGCUUGCAUGGCUCAGCAAGAUGCUGAUAUCAACAACGGGAAGGUCAGUAUUGGUCAUCUAUCCGAGAAGUGCUGCAUCCACGAACAAGAGAACAAAGAUAUGUUUUGUGAGGACUGUAAGGUCCAUGUCUGUCUCAAGUGCGUGAUCGUCGGUCAUCAAAUUCACAACAUCAAGAAUCAGGCUGACUUCGAAAAGCAGUUACGUCUAAAGGUGAACGACCUAGUCCAGCGAUGUGCCACUAAGAAAUCAGAACUGGAGAAGAACAUUCAGAAUGUGGAAGUGCAACGUAAUGAAGUAUUUACUGCCGUGCAGAAACUACUGAAUGAUGUCAGUCAAGCCUACAGCAUCAAGGCUAAAGAGCUUGAAGAAAAUCAUCGAAAUCUCAUCGAGCAAAUCAAUGCAGUAAAGCGGAGUUUCGAUGACGAACUCAACGUCUUGAAAUACAAGGAUCGACAGAGGAUCAAGAGUAUUUGUAGUUCAAUAACACUGGUAGCUAAUGACAGACUGGGUCGUCUUGAGACGGACAGUCUGUCUGCUCAUACCCUGCUCUGUGAUGAGCUGGAUGCCAUGCUGAGGGAGGCUACUGAUAACACUUCUGCGGCAGCCAUUACAAAGAAAGCACAGGAGACGAGGUUCAAGCCUGCAUAUCAUACUCGUCUUGACCUCGGGAGCGUCUCAGAAUCAGAUCCCAAGUUGCAAGUCAUUCAAUGUGUAGAUCUACGGGGAUGCAUGCAUGGAAUGACCCAGUACUCUGAUGACGGUGUGACUAUCGGAUAUUGGGAUUCACAUGAUAUAGAUACCAUUGAUUCAGCUGGUAAACAAGAGCAGUAUGCAAAUAUACCAACUAAUAAGAAGUGUUAUGAUCUUGUGUUUCAACAAGACAGGUCGUUAUGCAUAUCGAUGGGCCCCAGGGAAGUACACAUAUAUUAUCCCAAUGGAUCCAGGAAAUCAACUAUCCACGUGACUAGCAAUGACCAUUCUCCCAGAUUAAACAGAAGUCCCUCAGAUGAAAUCCUCAUCGCUAACAAUGGGAAGAAAGUCUACAUCUAUGACCCGACUGGAUCCACUCUCAAACAUACUAUUUCAACAAAACACAACAUGACGACCCAGGUAUCUGCUACCAGGUCGGGUUUGAUCGUCACGAGUUCAUGUAAAUACACCAGUCCAAGCGUGGUGACGGUCUAUGCCAGGGAUAGUAAUGCUGGUCAGUCUCUACAGGCUCCAGAUGAUGUCCAUCUUUAUGCUGCCGUGGAUGAGCAGGACAGGGUGUAUGUAGCGAGUGUUGAUCGUAAGAAGGGUCAUAUUGUGAUUAGGCUCUAUGACCUUAAUGGUCUGAACCUGAAGGAAAGAGUUGAGUUCAAUGUACUUAAUCUGACGCUUGAAGAUCCUUGGUGUUACUUGGUUUCCCUUUCUCCAGACAUGCUCGCGUUUGCUUGUAACAAGAAGUUGUAUUUUAUCAAAGUAUCACUGUAA
Molecule: messenger RNA, 1737 nt
Organism: Strongylocentrotus purpuratus (purple sea urchin)
Lineage: Eukaryota; Metazoa; Echinodermata; Echinoidea; Camarodonta; Strongylocentrotidae
Product: E3 ubiquitin-protein ligase TRIM62-like
Exons: 3
Coding region: 1-1737 (578 amino acids)
Biological process (GO): positive regulation of DNA-templated transcription
Cellular component (GO): nucleoplasm; chromatin
Molecular function (GO): zinc ion binding; protein binding; ubiquitin-protein transferase activity
Source: RefSeq, a predicted model, not a curated record